Emericellopsis atlantica is the source of this 333-nucleotide messenger RNA. RefSeq names its product pre-mRNA splicing factor ini1. Bases 1 to 333 code for a protein of 110 amino acids. The transcript has 3 exons. Gene Ontology annotation, biological process: mRNA splicing, via spliceosome. The record is from RefSeq and is a predicted model, not a curated record. Gene Ontology annotation, cellular component: precatalytic spliceosome; U2 snRNP; catalytic step 2 spliceosome. NCBI's taxonomy places the organism in Eukaryota, Fungi, Ascomycota, Sordariomycetes, Hypocreales, Bionectriaceae.
AUGUCUCGCCAUCAUCCCGAUCUCGUCAUGUGCCGCAAGCAGGCCGGCAUCGCCAUCGGCCGCCUCUGCGACAAGUGCGACGGCAAAUGCCCCGUCUGCGACUCCUACGUCCGACCGACGACCCUCGCCCGCAUCUGCGACGAGUGCAGCUUCGGCAACUACCAGAACAAGUGCGUCGUCUGCGGCGGAGAGGGUAUCUCGGACGCGUUCUACUGCUUUGAAUGCACGCGACUGGAGAAGGACAGAGAUGGGUGCCCCAAGAUUAUAAAUCUGGGCAGUUCAAGAACAGACUUGUUCUAUCAGAAAAAAACGAACCGAAAUGCGAAUUAUUAA